Messenger RNA from Colletotrichum abscissum, 876 nucleotides. RefSeq lists its product as uncharacterized. Lineage: Eukaryota; Fungi; Ascomycota; Sordariomycetes; Glomerellales; Glomerellaceae. Gene Ontology annotation, biological process: negative regulation of transcription by RNA polymerase II. Gene Ontology annotation, molecular function: DNA-binding transcription repressor activity, RNA polymerase II-specific; RNA polymerase II cis-regulatory region sequence-specific DNA binding. The record is from RefSeq and is a predicted model, not a curated record. Gene Ontology annotation, cellular component: nucleus. The coding region runs from base 1 to 876 and encodes 291 amino acids. The transcript has 3 exons.
AUGUCGGGCCAAAUUGCAGCUUUGGAGGAGGACCGCCAACAGUAUCAAGAGCAGCUCGAUGUUGUUCUCGCCGGCCUCAAAGAUGAUCCCGAAAAUGCCGAACUCAAGAAUCUUCAGGCGGAGUUGAAUGACAUGAUUUCCCUCCUAAACGAGUCUCUUGCUGAGCUGCAGCCGAAGCAGGCGCCCAAGCCCAUCCCUCAAAAAGCGCCCAGCCCGCCAGAGCCCGAGAAGUGGUCCAAGGAAAACCACCCAGCUUUCAAGAAGGCUGCACCCGCCCCCGAAGAGAAGGAGGAACCACCCGUUACGUACUCGGUGAAUGACACUGUCAUGGCGAAAUGGGCAUCGGGCGACAGAGGCUUCUAUCCUGCCCGAAUCACAUCCAUCACCGGCUCUUCAACAGAUCCCGUCUACAUUGUCAAGUUCAAGAGCUAUGACAACACGGAAACGCUGCGAGCCAAGGACAUCCGCCCCAUGUCCAACAAACGCAAGGCUGACGGAGCACCAGCUCCCGCAUCUAGCACCGCACAACAGACCGCACGUCCGCCGGGCCCCUCGAAUGGUGUCGUUACAUCCGCAGCAGCUAGCUUGUACCCUGAGCAACAAGCCAAGAUUGAAGCAGAAAAGAAUGCUGCCGAUGGCGCCGCAAAGCCCCCUAAAGCCAAGAAGAUCAAAGCUACGAAAGAAUUGGAAAAGGGCAAAUCCAAGUGGCAGGAGUUCAACUCAAAGUCCAAGUUUGGAAAGCAGAAGAAGGACAGCAUGUUCCGCACACCUGACGGCGUUGGCGGCCGAGUUGGUUUCACAGGCUCUGGCCAAGCUAUGCGGAAAGACACUGCUCGCAGUCGACACGUUUAUCAACAAAACGAUGAGCUCGACUAA